Messenger RNA from Solea senegalensis (Senegalese sole), 1580 nucleotides. It is a transcript of the gene hirip3, whose product is annotated as HIRA interacting protein 3. NCBI's taxonomy places the organism in Eukaryota, Metazoa, Chordata, Actinopteri, Pleuronectiformes, Soleidae. The transcript is spliced from 8 exons. Gene Ontology annotation, cellular component: nucleus. The record is from RefSeq and is a predicted model, not a curated record. The coding region runs from base 22 to 1350 and encodes 442 amino acids.
CUGCGCCAGUUUGAUCAUAAUAUGAAACGACUAGAGCGGGAAGCAAUGGUGUCCAAGCGAGAAGCAGCCAGAGUCCGCCGGUUUGUUUGCGAUCAACUCCACGAUGAGCCGGACCUCAGUAAACUGAGCUUGGGGAUUUUAAAGAAGCGUUACUUGGCGUUGGAGGGACUUGAAUCAUUAAAUCCACAUACCCGAAAUUAUAUGAAACAGGUGGUUGAAGAGGAGCUGAUGAAGAUGCAGGACAUUGAUGAAAAUGGAGGUGAGCAGGAGACCAAGAAGCCCCAAAACAAAAGGAAAAGAGAGCAGGAAAACGACGAGGUGAAAAGUGGGACAGAUGAGGAAGAUGAAUCCAGAGCAAAGAAAUCCCGCUGUCAGUCAAGCUCAUCAUCAGAAUCUGAGGAUGAAGACGGCUGUAAAACAGGAAGUGAAAAGGAGGACCAAAGUAGUUCUGGGUCUGAGGACACGGUGGGGAAGGUGAAAAACCCCCAGCAAAAAACAAAUGCAAAACAGACGCAGCGUAAAAAAAAUCAGGACUCUUCAGAUGAGGAAGUGAGUGAGUCAGGAAAAAAUGAGAGUGACUGUGGUGAAAGUCCAAAAGAAAGGAUGAAAAAGAAAGGCAAUCCAAAGAGUGGAGAGAUGAAGAGAAGCAGCAGUUUAAGUCCUGGAAAGAAAAAAACCUCAAGUGGUGAAGAGGAUGAAAGUGAGACGGAUAAAAAGAAUGACAAACGUGACUGUAACGAGUCCUCGGAUGACAACGAAAAAGAUGAAAUGGUCCCUGUUCAAAAGAAGAAUAACGAGACAGACUCAGAUUCAUCAUCGCUCACUUCUUUGGAGGACGACGACCAGAAGGGUGGGACAGAAAAUAGAAAAAAGAAAACUGUGAAAAAAGAGAGAGAGAGCACCAAGGGUGAAAAGGAGGACAAUAAAACAGUUGUGAGGCUGAAACGUUACAUCGCCCUCUGUGGUGUGAAGAGAAAUUACAAGAAGCUCCUCAGUGGCUGUCGGUCUGUGCGCUCAAUGGUUACUGUUCUAAAGAAGGAGCUUGAAGAUCUCGGUGUCCAAGGUCAACCAUCUAUUAAGAAAUGCAAGAGUGCCAGAAUGAAGAGAGAAGAGGCUCAGGAGGUUGCUGAGCUUGAUGUUGGCAACAUCAUUGCCACACAGGGUCGUCCUAAACGUAGAGGAGCCUCUGCAAGUUGGGAACAGCAUGACCCUCUGUCUUCCACAUAUAAGCGCACUUUGCACUCUGGCUCUGAUAGUGAUCAGGAAAAUGAUAAAAGCAAAGGCCACAGAAAAACAAGAGACUGGGCCAACCUGCAGGGGAUCAUCAGUGAUGAUGCAGACAGUGACUGACGGAGUCACUUCCUAUUCCACUUCCACUUAGAUACGGACUCUAUUUCUGUCUGGGAUUAGAUCUUUGCAAAUUGUUUUGGUAUUGAUUCUGCACAUUUUUGCAUUUUAUUUUUGUCAAAAAAAGGUAUUCUUUGAAUCAAGGGCAGUUUUUUGCAAAGAAAUAUUUAUUAUAGCAUUAUAUUUUUGCAUCUCUAUAUAUGUCCUUUUUCAAAUAAACGUUUCAAAUAUUA